Pocillopora damicornis (cauliflower coral) is the source of this 4628-nucleotide messenger RNA. Its product is annotated as major facilitator superfamily domain-containing protein 6. Gene Ontology annotation, cellular component: membrane. NCBI's taxonomy places the organism in Eukaryota, Metazoa, Cnidaria, Anthozoa, Scleractinia, Pocilloporidae. The record is from RefSeq and is a predicted model, not a curated record.
UCCAAACAAUUGCUGAAUAAAUGUCAAUUACGGGCAGAGCGGAGUGUUUCUUCGUAACAAAGUGAAGUGACGCUUUCAGCUGGUACCUGUGAAGUGAGAAAAAUGAACAGGUUGUUUGACUUUGUCUUUGAGCAGCUGUAAAAUGAUGAUCGGGAAAGUAAGAUUGGAGCAGCAGUUUAAACAAGAGGAGGAGAGGAGUACAGAAGAAACGAUUUCAGAAGAUCAAAAAAUUAAAAGGGAAAGUACAGCAAUUGAAAUAGAGAGCGAGGAAGAGUUGUACGGAUUGGCUCUCAUACUCCGUAACACAGAAGACGCCGCCAAAAAGAGCCGUGAUUUGACAGGGAUACCAGAUAAAGAGCGGUCUGAUGAUCAUGAAAGCAGUAGAGGAGAGAAAACAAAUGGACCGUCUGAAAACAAAGAGAAAGCCUGUUUAAGAUGUUGUCAAAAUAUUAACAGAAGCCUCAUUAUUUACAAAAGUUUUUACUUCUUUUUCUUUUCGGCUGUGGGUUCUUUAUUUCCUUAUCUCGCAGUGUUUUAUAAACAGCUAUGGCUUUCCGCCCAUGAAACAGGAAUACUGAUCGGAAUCAGACCAUUGAUUCAGCUUUUCGGAACGCCUAUGUGGGGAGUCAUCGCAGAUACAUACAAGAAAAGCAAAGUGAUCUUUGUGGUGUCACUAGUUGCAUGGUUGGUAUCGAACUAUUCCUUGUCUCUCGUAUCUCCUGUUUUUCAUUUGGGCGUUUGCAAUGAUAACGCUACCUUAACAAUCAUCCAAGAAAUUAUGAAAGAAAUGAAAAACAGAACGAUCUCACAGAAGAAUAACACAACUCAUCAUAAACAUUCUACGCAUAAACCCUCCAUACCUCUUUCAGCAAACUCUGGAAAUUCUAGUAAUCAUUGGUUUGAGAUAGUCAGGAAAGAGAGGGCAAAACAUCCUUCGAAGCGAAACGCAGGUCAACCAUUGAAGUAUACACUUCAAAACAAAGUAAACAAAGUGCUUCAGGUAAAUUAUCAUGUAAACAUUUUGUACGAUUUGAUGGAAAAAACCGACAGUACUUUGGUUUCUAAAAGAGGAAUCAAACAGAUACAUCGAUUUUUAGACAGAUCAACACUCCAUACAAGUAGCCCCCCGAUAGUGAACAAGUCAAUGGUUCGUAAGCGAAGUGUUUAUAAAGGAAGAUUUCUUCAUGCGUCACUCAACGAUAAUCAAAGAGGGAGCAAUAACAAACGUCUAAUCACAAUAGGACAGUGCUUCAAAUCGGGCAGUGAUGAACAAAGGUUACGCCGAGCCAGCUUGGAUAAAAGCGCACUGAUGUCCAAACCAGAUAUCUUAACACUUUUCAUGAAUUCAAGUAGUAUCAACGAGGACGGGGUUUUCAUUCAAUUUUACAGCGGAUGGAUGGAAAGAGUUUUCGACUCCCUGAACAUGGCUGGGGAGUAUCCAUGGCCUCUGGACACAGUGGCGGACUAUGAGUCAACACAGGAGGCACAUGAGUGGCUAAAUCCACAUGAUCAUGACUUGUUUACCAUCCUGUUUGUUAUCACAGCUACUGGUACACUGAUUGCUGCACCAGCUAUUACCUUAGCUGACACUGCCACACUGCAGAAGCUUGGUAACAGGCCAGAGGACUACGGCAAGCAGCGUUUAUGGGGAGCGUUUGGCUGGGGACUAGCAGCCUUUAUUGUUGGAUCAAGUCUAAGCACAGUUGAGGAACUGAGUAACUGUAACAAUCCUUUGAGUGUAGAUUACCUGCCAUGCUUUUACGCUUUUGCGUGUCUAAUGGGCGUGGCUGUCUUGAUUGGUGCUUUGUUUGAGUUUGACGAAAAAGAGUUACACGAAAGUAGCAUCUGGCAAGGGCUUGCAUUGUUGUGUGACUGUCAAUAUAUAUACUUCAUCUUCACAAUUCUGUUCUGUGGAAGUGCACUGGGCUUUAUAGAAACUUUCUUGUUUUGGCAUUUGCAAGAUUUAGGCGGUACACAGUUCUUGUUCAGUACCAUCACUGCCAUCCACUGUAUUUCUGAGGUGGCAGUUUACAGUUUUUCUGGUACGUUCAUCAAAUGGCUAGGGCAUCACCGGGUUUUGUACGUUGGACUUUCAUGCUAUAUAAUCAGAUUUUUUGGCUAUGCCCUUAUAACAAACAGCUGGGUGGUACUACCUUUUGAGAUCCUUCACGGCUUGUCCACAGCAGCCGUAUGGUCAGCGGCCGUCGUCUUCGUGGGACUCAUUCCCGGGGCGCCUGCAACAAUGCAGGGAAUUCUUGGUGGUGUGCACUGGGGUCUGGGUAAUGGUGGUGGAGGAGUGCUCGGUGGAUUAUUAAUCACUUACGCUGGUGCUACCACCUCUUUCCUCAUAUUUGGAGUAAUCAGCAUAGUAGACUUGAGUUUAUUCAUACUUUUGAACAACAUGGAAUUUUUCAACUGUUUUGAGUGGUCCAAAGGGAGUGGUACACAAUCAGAGUAUAGUCCAGUAGAAGAUGAAGCCUAUAAAAAUGAAAAACUAGAACCAGAUUAUGACGAUCUUUACUGAACAUUUUAUUUUGCAGUUCUCUGAGCUGAGUUUGUUCAACUGUACCAAGAUGAAUAUCAUUUACUACAUUAUCACAAAGCAUCUGAUCCAAAAUGAAAUAAGCUUAGAUUGAAUUAACACUAGCGUAAUAGAAAGCAGUAAACUGUACUGAAAAUUUUCCAUGAGCAGGCUUUACUCUUGGUGUAGUCUCGAACAAAACGACCAUAAUCGUUUUAGAGCUUUCAUUUUGAUAAAUUUUGAUUAGUUGACAUGUUUUGCACUUUGAAUACAUUGUAAUCCUACACGGGAAAACAUUGUAAUAACGCAAGAAUAGCACGAGAACGCAAGUCAGGGUACAGCGUGUUAACUAUUACUCGCCCCAGAAGUCUUAAAAACCAUGUAAUCUCCUAUCGUUAUCUUUUCGAUGAAAGAAUGGUACCGAAAUGUGGUCAAAGAAUCUGAGUUUGCUGGAAGGAACUAUGGUAGAUUCUGUUACUGUAAAUGUUCGAACCGAUAAGCUGUUCCUCUUGCUCACACCUAACGCGGAUGAAUUAAGAACUGCGAGUCAGAUUAGCGGUAUGAAUAGUUGGACUUGGUUCCUAUAGUUACAAUAAUCUAAAACUUCCUUCACCUCUCCGACUGUUGUAAGCAGCGGCCUCCUGCUGACAAUGACCAAACAGACAAUGGACUAAAUUAACAUCCUUUACAUUAAGCUACAAUGGUUAGAACAAAAAGCGCUCCCAAAAAGAGUAAACUCCUACCUGCGUAAAAUUCGAAUAGAAACUUAGCUAAGUUAAAAAAAUAGCCCAGUGUUACUCAGGAAAACCACAGAGACACACACCCACGCUACGGCUUUGUGGCCCAAUCCACUCCCUUGGAAUUAGUUCAGGGGACCUCAGGAGUACACUAUCUGAUAGCCAUGUCCCUGCAGACCACUGUGAUAACUCACAUUGCACAGUCAAACAACUGCCACAAAGUAGUUCAUGUACUAGUCAUCAUAAAAAAGACAGCAGGAGGUGGUCCGAAAUAUCGACCACGCGACAACGCGAACAAUUAUUUCGAGCAUACCAGCAUGGAAAAACAUGUGGGAAUAUCAUAUCCCAAUUGUUUUCUUCGUUCACGGAUAGGCAAACUAUCAAUACUAACAAAGAAUUUAUUUUCGAAGACAUGUCAAAUUGUAAUGUUCCCCAUGGAGUUAACCCCGAAAUUCGCCUUUUCUAUUUCCAACAGACAACGACGAGUUGUCUGUUGCAAUAGUGCAGCCACGAGGAAGAAAAUUACGGAACAAAGUUUGGGGUGCCUUCCGGGGGUCCUGAGUUUUACAUCAGGGAUAUUAUGAAAAGGAUAUAAAUAGGUAUGCAUAACGUACAUGAGGAUAGUGCUGUAAGAGCGGUAGCAUAUGUUAGAUCACGUUAGUCUUUGACUAAGUGCCAUGUUGCAUGAAUUCAACUGGUUUUCCUUGCUUGUCCUCUUUCAGGAAGAUCACGAUGUCUUUUGCGCUAUACAUAGGUUUCAGUAAAACAUGACCACACCUGUUAGGGAACUUGCUGUAGUUUUACACCGUAGUGGUCAUGUACGAAUGACAAUAACUCUUAGGUGCCGAAAAAAAAAUCAUAAUUUCAAGUGAUAAACUGUAUAAAUAUUGGUAGCCCCCGAUGUAGCUAUUUCAUGAGCUUUGGUGAAUCGGCCGCAUGAGUUUCUUCCCCUUCAACUUCUUGUGAUACUCUUGGUGUUUCGGUCUUGUCCCCAGCGUAAAAUCUAUUUUAAUGAAACUCAAGACGUUAGCUUCAGGCAGUGAGAUGAAACAAGGAAGGGUAACUUUUCCCAUUAUCAUCAAUUUAUCUCUUUCCUUUAAAUUUGCCCCAGAAAACUACAUAAAGCGUGAAAAUCUAUAAUCACCGCUGGAAAUAAAUAGAUUCCACACGUAAUAAUUUUAAUUUUCUGUUCCCACUCCCCAUUCUUGCAGAAUUUUUCCCACAAAAAUCCCCACAAAAUAAGCAUUGACUUAAAAUUGUACCUGUAAAAUCUUUCAAAUGCGGAACUGUACUUGAGAGGUCAGUUUGGAAACACGUUUUGCACGAACAUCAAGUUCCGCAGGUAAAAGAGGCAAAAACAACAUCAUUAA